AUGACAAUUCAACUUAUCCGAUCGACUCAUUUGGGAAAUUUUACAAUGAAAAGCAAUGAUCGUUCUACAAUAAAUACAAUUCAUAUUUUAGGAAGUCAAAUCAACGAUUCGGUUGUUGAAUUAUUAGAUAAAAUAAUAAAUGCAAAUUCUAAAAUCAAUACAUUUGCGAUUAAUGCAAAUCAACUUGGACUUAUUCAAAGUGGACAAUUCGCCAAUACAUUGGCUCAAAAUUUAAAUAUUCAAACAUUUAAACUUGUUCGAGAUAAUAUCGAAUCUCCUGAUGUUGGAAAAUUCGCUGAUGCAAUACGAGACAGUUCAAGUAUUCAUACGUUGAGUAUUACUGGGAAAAAAGUGGAGAAAAAUAAAGAAAAAUCAUCGUUUAAUAUUAAUAUUGGAAAUUAUGAUAUCGAAAGAUUAAUUGAUGCAAUUCAAAAUAAUCCUAAUAUUCAUACAGUUAGUGUUGAUGGAGCUCUGAUUGAUCAAGUUUCAGCAGAAAAAAUUGCUCGAAUUAUACGAAAUAGUUCGUAUAUUCAUACUUUUUGUCUCGUUGGAAAUGAAAUUGGAUCAUCUCAAGAUGAAAAAUUCGCCGAAGCAAUACGAAGAAAUACGAGUAUUCAAACGUUUUGUCUCGUUGGCGUAAAUCUGGGUUAUAUCGAAGCAAAGGAAUUCGCAGAUGCGAUACAAAAUAAAAAUAAUAAUGAUACGUUCAAUCUCAUUGAAAAUGAUCUUGGACAUCAACAAAGAGAGAAACUAAUUAAUUCUAUUCGAAAUAAUACAAAUAUCGUUAAUUCAAAUGUAAAGAGAACGAAAAAGGAUUCUCAAACUGUCUCUUCAGUUCAAUCAAAUGAAAGAAAAAAGGAAACAACUAAACCAAUACAAACACCUUCUUUAUUAAGAAAAUCAACUUCUAUGGGAGGAAAUCUUGCCAAUGGAAAUAUUCCCAUUGGACCGAAUCAAAAUUAUAACUAUCCAGCUCAAUAUUAUUAUUUUCCAUCAUUUAAUACUCCAUUUAAUAAUAAUGGAUUUAAUCGAACACAAUUUAAUCGAUAUAAUUAUCCGUAUUUACAACGAGGAAUGUAUUUUUAUCGUUAA
Molecule: messenger RNA, 1092 nt
Organism: Adineta ricciae
Lineage: Eukaryota; Metazoa; Rotifera; Eurotatoria; Adinetida; Adinetidae
Source: the annotation of a GenBank genome assembly